GCGAUGCGGCUCCUCGCCCUAGGCUCCUGCUUGUCGCCCCAAGAUGGCGGACACAAUGAGCGGGCGUCGCUUGGGUUGUCCCUGAGGCGACUGUGAGGAGGAUCGGUAGGCAAGGCCUCGCAGUCAGGCAGAAGAACAUUGCACGAGCCGUAGGAGGGAGAGGAGGAGGCGGCCUGAUUGUCGGCCGCCUUCCAGCUCGUCGCCGGCGCGGCGCCCGCCCCGCCCGGGUGGGCCCUUCGGCAGCCCGCCCGUUCGUUCGCCCGCCCGUUCGCCGCGGGGCCCCGCCCCAGCCCUGCUCCGCCGCUGCUGCUGCCAGCAGCUGCCGCCAUGAAGCUGACCGACAGCGUGCUGCGGAGCUUCCGCGUCGCCAAGGUGUUCCGCGAGAACUCGGACAAGAUUAACUGCUUCGACUUCAGCCCGAACGGCGAGACGGUCAUCUCGAGCAGCGACGACGACUCCAUCGUGCUCUAUGACUGCCAGGAGGGCAAACCAAAGAGAACCCUGUACAGUAAGAAAUAUGGCGUGGACCUCAUCAGAUACACUCAUGCAGCAAACACAGUCGUUUACAGCUCUAACAAAAUAGACGAUACUAUUCGGUACCUGUCCUUGCAUGACAACAAAUACAUCAGAUACUUUCCUGGACAUAGCAAAAGGGUGGUGGCCUUGUCCAUGUCACCUGUGGACGACACGUUCAUUUCUGGGUCUCUGGAUAAGACCAUUCGACUCUGGGACCUUCGGUCUCCGAACUGCCAGGGACUCAUGCAUUUACAGGGCAAGCCAGUUUGUUCUUUUGAUCCAGAAGGGUUAAUUUUUGCUGCAGGUGUCAAUUCUGAAAUGGUCAAACUUUAUGACCUUCGCUCUUUUGAUAAGGGGCCAUUUGCGACCUUUAAGAUGCAGUAUGAUCGGACUUGUGAGUGGACAGGACUUAAGUUCAGCAAUGAUGGCAAACUCAUCCUCAUCUCCACCAACGGCAGCUUUAUCCGGCUCAUUGAUGCAUUUAAAGGAGUGGUGAUGCACACGUUUGGGGGUUAUGCCAACAGCAAAGCUGUCACAUUGGAGGCCUCGUUUACUCCAGACUCCCAGUUUAUUAUGAUUGGUUCAGAGGAUGGCAAGAUCCAUGUCUGGAACGGAGAGAGCGGUAUAAAAGUAGCUGUGUUGGAUGGCAAACACACAGGCCCCAUUACCUGUUUGCAGUUCAACCCCAAGUUCAUGACCUUUGCCAGUGCGUGUUCCAACAUGGCCUUCUGGUUGCCCACCAUUGAUGACUGACCUUGAUGCUGCUCGGCUGUUUCUGUACAGCGAGGGUGGCCAGCAGGAAAAAACUCAGAGGGGACUGAGAAGGCAGUGGGAUUGGAUCAUUUGACUGGGCUGGAGAGCAUCCUUCCACAUGGCCCUCCCAAGGAUGUGCUGUACAUCUGCUCAAAAGAAAAAAAUUACUUUGCCGAGCUUCUUCAAAAGGACUCCUGGUGCAGCAGAUUCAAUCGGGAUUCAGAUUUUCCAGCUGUCACUGCACUGAGCUCCUCCAGACUCAUGAUUAGGGUAUAGUGGGGCCUUUAAGACGCCUUCAAUUUUGAAUGUAUUUGCUGCUGAGGAGCCGGUGAAGUUGUUAAUCCUGCACAUCCCUUCUCCUACCCCCAUAAAUGCAUGGGAAGCCACAGUUCUGGUUUUGAGAUGCUAGGGCAGCUCAGUGCCCCUCGCCCUCACCCUGCAUGUCUUAUUACUGGGUCUCCCUGUGUCAUUGUGGUACAAGCCACAACCAUCAUGUUACUUAGGUGCCAAACAUUUACAAAAAUAAGUCUUCAUGUAUCUCGGGGUUAGAAAGGGACAGAUACACAGUGAUCUUGCUUGUCAGGAAGCCUUGCAAGUUAGUUGUUGGAGGCUCUGGGUGUUGGGUGGGAAAAGGCCCAAGAGCCUGCAAGGGAGGGAGGGGUAGCAGGUGAGUUCCUAGGGCUGGGAGGUUUAGCAGCAGCCGGGUGUGGUCCCUCAUCAUCAAGACAAACCCUUGGUUCUCCUGGGUGCCUACCCAGCUUGGUUGUGUACAAAAGCAAAGUGGGAGUCUAUUUUUGUACAUGCGAUACAUCACACUUUCCUGUGGGCCAGUAUUGUGGAGUAAGUCUGAGUUGUUUACAUUGAUGCCUUCCCUGCCCACCACAAAUUGUGUACAUAGUCUCAUAAUACCACCCCUUCCCCAGCUCCCAACCAUGAGCUGGCUGUAGGCCUGUGUUAUAUGUUAUAUCUAGCCUUUUUAUAUAUGACCUGGGAUUUCUGUUGUUUGUAUUUUAGCACAGUGUGUAUACCUUCAUUUAAAUAUAUCUGUGUGUGCAUACAUAUAUAUGUAUAUGUAUGUAUGCAUAUAUAUAUAUA
Molecule: messenger RNA, 2364 nt
Organism: Rhinolophus ferrumequinum (greater horseshoe bat)
Lineage: Eukaryota; Metazoa; Chordata; Mammalia; Chiroptera; Rhinolophidae
Gene: WDR82
Product: WD repeat domain 82
Exons: 9
Coding region: 328-1269 (313 amino acids)
Cellular component (GO): Set1C/COMPASS complex
Molecular function (GO): protein binding; chromatin binding
Source: RefSeq, a predicted model, not a curated record